Messenger RNA from Pristis pectinata (smalltooth sawfish), 6356 nucleotides. Its product is annotated as LHFPL tetraspan subfamily member 7 protein. NCBI's taxonomy places the organism in Eukaryota, Metazoa, Chordata, Chondrichthyes, Rhinopristiformes, Pristidae. Gene Ontology annotation, cellular component: membrane. The transcript is spliced from 3 exons. The record is from RefSeq and is a predicted model, not a curated record. Bases 704 to 1381 code for a protein of 225 amino acids.
UGGCUCUGAGGCAAGGAAAGGGGAGUCAUUUAACAGAGAUGUGCAGAAGAACAACCUUAAUGUGGAAAAGAUUGGGAUUGGAUGCGUUGUGGAGCAGAUGGAUCCGACAGGCUCCUUCUUAAUGUGAAGUCUGCUUAAACAAAGAGUUUGGAAUUUGCAUUAUUGAGUUUUAAGCUAGGGGCCCUUGCAACAAACCAUUCGCGACACUCUGCCAUCAUUUUAAACUUCAUCUCCCACCCAGGCACUUGGCGUCUGCGAGAUUUCUUUUGCGCCUGUUUUUCCCUCAGCGACUCCGCCCUCCCCUCCCAUCUCGGGAUUGGUUCACAUGGAGCAGCCACCUGCCUUCGCCUAGUGGCACUGGCAAGCAACGCAGCAACAGAAGAGGAAGCGUCAACCAAUCUGUGGUUACAAAGUGAAAAUCUCCCCAUUCUCUGGAAAGGGAGAGAGAAGCGGCAGAGUAGCGGAGAACACAAUCUCAUUGACAGCAGGCACACUCUGCCUUCCCCGUUGGAUUCCAACUCCGGGGACUGAAAUGAAACCUGUGGAUAAUUGACACAUUUUCAAACAUUGUCUGCCCCGGGUGCCCGAUUCCUGAUUAUUUUACAAACUGAUCUCACUUGUUUUUUUCAUGUGAAGACUUGGAGGAGGCAGGGGGGAGGACGGGGGACGGAAAGCGGACGAGGAAGCCUCGGCUGUCUUCCAGAUGCAUUCGUUGCUGGAUCGCAAAAAGAAGGAGGCUGGUGCCGAGCUGGGGUUCGCCGAGGUCCAGGCGGGCGGACUGCUGCCCCAAGUCCAGAGGAUGUGGUCGGGUGUGGGCUGCCUCUGGGUCCUGCUCUCCUCCUGCCUGGUAGCGGUCUGUAGCUUCAGCAUCAUCUCGCCCGCCUGGAUCGUCAAGGAGCAGGGCAAGGACUCGGUGAGCUUCGGGCUGCUCUGGCACUGCUCGGAGGCCGUCUACAACUGUUACACCUUCGGCAGCCUCGGGAGCUUCGCCGACAUCCCUUCGGGGUCCUGGCAGACAAGUGCUGUUCUGUGCUCCGGAGGCUGUGUUCUGCUGGCUACCAGUGCUCUGCUGGCGAUCGUUACCGUCUUCCUGCCAAGUGGUCAGUGUGAAAAGAGGAUUUGCACACUAGCUGGUUACAUGCAAACAACAGCAGUGUUUAUCAUGGCGUCUGGGCUUCUCGUCUAUCCUUUUGGACUGAACUCCUCCAUCGUGCAGAAAUAUUGUGGAGAUUCAAGCAUCUAUCACGCAGCCGAUUGUCAGAUCGGAUGGGGUUACAUGCUGGGGAUUGUAGGAGUCAUGCUCGCUGUCUUUCUGCCUUUCUUCUCCAAAUAUGCGCCAAAAGAAUCCACUUCACCAACUCCAAUACCUGCAAUUUUAUAGUACUUGUUACUAAAAGAGGGACAAUUUAACCAUUGUUAUAAAAUAUCCUGCUUUUACACUUUCAGAAAUGAACAGAAGAUAAUGAAAGCACUUCUUUAAGCUAUGAAACAGCUAAAAUAAGGUCAAUUCGAUUUGCGACCCAAGUGCAUUAUGUGAAAAGUCUUCCUGAUUUCCUCAAAAUACACAGCAAGCUGCCAACGUUAGCAAUUUAUGUAAAAAGCUGUAAGGAAAUCAGUUACAAGGAAGUAACGUGUCCUGUGAGCUACUGUUACACUAAUCAUAACUAAACUUGAAACAAUUAUCCUACCAAUUUCAAUUCAUUUGCAGUUCUCACAAGGAUUGACAGUAGUUUCCAGGACAUUGCUGAGCUGGGUAAUGGUCAGAUAAAAGAGGGUUCAAUUUGUUGAAGAAUUCCAGUUAUUGUGAACAAAGUAAGAGGAAUGAGAUCAGCAAAGACAUCACGGUAACAGAAUGACGACGUGGUGCAUUCUAGGUGACAAGAAGGCACUGAGGCUCAUAGCUGAUCAGUACAGCCUUGAGAUAAAAAAAUUGAAUAGAUUAGAAAAUGGACGGCAAUUGAGAUAUUAUAUCCUUCUUUCAAACAGGAUAUUUUCUGUCCGAAGCCUCUAAACAUCAAAACAAAAUGACAACAUGGUGUGUUCUAGGUGACAAGAAGGCAGCUGAGACUCAGCUGAUCAGUACAGCCUGGAACUAUCAGGAAAUGUCUUCCUUCUGAGAUCAAAAUUACAAAGUGAAUAUUUUUUCACCAGAAAGUCAGAAUAAGCUAGAGAGAUUGCAGAUAACUCCGGUUUUAAAAGGAAGCUUUAUCAAAUAACUGGAGAUCUUGUCGUUCCAUAUUGUGUAAGAUCAGAACUUCAGUGAAACACCUCACGCUGAAAUCUCUGUCAGACUUUGGCAGAUGGAGAUAAAAACAAAAUCUCUGGACCAAGAAUUCCAUAUACAACUGCUUCUGACGGAGGUUGGAAGAUCAAAUCUGUGGUGUGCAAGCUUUCAAUAGGGCCUGCACGCUACUAAGAUCUCUGAGUGCAUUUUACACUCAUGCAAUCCUCUUGACUAAUGGCUUUAACAAUCAAUCCAGUAUGUUUAACUUUUAAAUAAAGAACCCCAUGAAUCAACAGUCUGACCUUCAUGUCUGUAAUGAAGACACAUCAGAAUAUGCCAUACAGCCAUAAUGACAAAUUUAGAAUAAACAUCUGGAUAAAUACAAAAUACUUCUAAUCUUUCUCCGUCAUUAUUCAAUACAGUGAUCCCCUCUUAUCAUGCAAUGUAAUUACUUCCUUAUUAACUCAUUCACUGCACAUAACCAUCGCAAUACCGCUUGCUGUGACCAACCAUUUCACAAACUCCAAGCUGGGGUCCAGGGACUGUAGUGGAAUUGAUGCCAAAUGGAAAUUAGCCAAGAAUCUCUUAUACAUUCUGUGAGUAUUCAGUUAAUGUAUUAACUUUGUUUAUAUAAAAUUAAGUUACAUCCCUACAUUUCCACAAAGAAGGUAAUUCCAUAUAUUACCUCUGAUUUUAGAUUCAUCAGAUUUCUUAGCGUCAUAGAGCCAUACAGCACGGAAACAGGCCCUUUGGCCCAACUUGUCCAAGUCCCAUUUCUUGUGCUUUUAGUUGACCAAUAAUUUUAUUGAAACUGAUUAUUGUUUCUCAUUUAACAUAUUCUCUCUUAGAUGAAAGAUUUGACCAAAAGUGUAAAAGCUUCAGAUGUCUGUGAUCUAUUCUUAAAGCAACACUGCAUUUUAAAACUACAUGGUGCUGGUGUAAACUCGAAACAGGCAAUAAACUACCCAUUAAAUCUGGGCUGAUUGAAUACUAAUUAAAUUGUCAUCUUAAAUUUGGAGCUACCAUCCUCCAUCUCACAACUUCUCUGUAUUUUCAAAAAGAAUCUAUGAUAGCCUAUAGCUUUUAAUAAUGUCAAUAGACAGUACCAUAAUAACAGUAGCAAAUUUAUCAAUAAAACAGCAACAUAAAACUGCUCCAUUCUCAUAACCAAUAGCAAUUAAUACCUUCACUGCUACUUCCAAAUACUACCUGAUUGCAUCAGAUUUUUCACACCAGAAAAUUUAGACAGUUUUAUUAACAAAUAAUGCUAAACAGCCGAUUUAAUGUGAUUCAUCUUGCUGGGCUUGCUGCUAUGUUUUGUACAUUAGGAUGGUUUCACUAAUUUGCAGUUAAAAUAUUAAAAGACACUCAGUCUUUUAACCCUAUCACAAGGAAAUGUAAGCUUUUAAAUUUUAUAUCCUGAUUUGGAUUUGGAUUGGAAAAGAUUAAAAGACUGAUUAAAAUCCAUCUUACCACCAAUAAUACAGUCAAACACAGUCAUUUGGAAGGACUGCAAGUGCCAGCAACAUUAUUGAAAGCCACUGAAAUAAUUUGUAUGAUUUCAAAGCAAUGGAGACACCAUCCCAAGCAUGCAUGCAAGUUCCCAGCAUAAGGUGAAUAAUUGUCAGGCAUAUAUAUUUACAGGUGAAUCUGGAAAGAAUGUAUGACUAAAAUUCCAUUAACCAGCUAUUUAGGUAUUGUGUCAGCAAUAGUAAUCCACCACAUCCAUAAUGUCUCCCCUACACUUACAAAAUUCAGUGCUGCUUUGGAUCAAUAGAAAGACAAAUUGAAUCUUAAUUGAUCAUUCUGAUUUUGAAAGCUGUGACAAUAAACUAACUGAGCUCUGCAGCCACUCAAGCUUCUAAUUUUACCAUGUUGCGCUCAGUCCAAAAGGCAGUAUUAAUUCUAACUUGGAGCAAUCAUGAUUUAAUUUCCAACAUCAAAAUAAAAUCACCAAUUGUACCACUUUGCAUUCACUGGAAGGAUCAACUUAGAUGCCAUGGGAAAGAUUUCCACUUCAUGUGGUAAAACUGCCAGAACAUUCUUUAUACAGGUAUUUGCAAGACACACAUCAUUAAUCUUCUCAUGUUUCUAGAACAGGGAAAGACAGCAUCAAAACAAGUCCUUCCGCCCACAAAGUCCACACUGACCAUCAAGUAAUUUACACUAACCCUACUUUUUAUUCUCUCCACAUUCUCAUCAGAUUCUACCCUCAAAAUUCUACCACAGACUGACACACUAGGGACAAUUUACAGCAACCAAUUAGCCUUCCAACUUAUACCUCUUUGGGAUCUGGGAGAAAACUGAAGCACUCGGAGGAAACCCACGCAAACAUGAGAACAUGCAAACUCCACACAGACAGCAGCCAAGGUCAGGAUUGAACCAGGGUCUCUGGCACUUUGAGGCAGCAGCUCUUCUAGCUGUGCCACUUGAAGUGUAUGGCUUCAUAGGCUUAGCCUGCUUUCUGAUCUCACUGUAGUCAGGCACUGGACCACUUUGUACUGCCAUACAUAUUUUCCCACACUCUAACAUGUUGCCCUGUCCACUUACACCACUUCUUUAACCAAAGCAGUGGGGCAGAAAACCCCAGCAGGGAUUCCCACAGUUAUCAGCUUCAUGUUCAUCUUAUUGGAGUAAUCAUACAGCACUAGGUCUUUGCUACAAUCGCCCUCUCCCCUCCGACCAAACUGUGACAUGUUCCACUUUGGCCAGAUGGCUCACAAAGAGUCUUAACCAGAAGCUGACGAAAUCACGUGUGCUUAUUGUUAUGAGAACAACCUGGGUUUGUUUCAAGGACACAAGCGCAGGGAAGUGGAUCCAAUUGCUAUAUUGCAAUUCUUUUUAGAUCCAAGGAAAGAGUCCAACAUUUUCUUUCACGGUUAAAAUGUAUUAUAUAUUAUGUGAAUGGAAUGCAAAUGUAACAAGUUUCUUACUGCCAGUCUCUGCCAUUUAAAGUGCAGAAUGUUAUCCAAACCUUCAGGAGCACCUGUAUUAUUGCAUUUUCAAUUGUAUGUAGUUGAUGUGGAAGAAAUAACUACAAACAGAUUUUAUUUCUCUGUUUUACAUGUUCCAUAUUCUGACCGAACCAAUUCGUGCCUUUUAUUAUCUAACAGCUAGACUAGUCAAUAAACAAGAUAACCAGGUUUUUGACUUAACAGUUCGUACAAAAGAAAGUUUUGUUCAUUCUGUACAAAAGAAUGUGUUCUAUGUUUGGAAUUAUGUUUUCUUGUGUGUUAACUGAUUUCUAAGUGUUUGGUGUGAAAAGUGGCUUUUUUUUUUACAGAAAGUUCUGUAGGUGAAACAAUAGAGUGGUGAUUAAAUACCAGUGUUUGUGCUUCCAAAACAUUUUUUUUUGUGGGGGGAGGGGGGUUAGGAGCAUAGGAAUGGUGAACAAAACAAUGAAUUGCAGAAAAUUACUCUGGCAAUCAAUAUCAAUCUUUUAAGAGCUAACCAAAUUAUCAAUUUAAGGCAAACAACAAAAAAGAUCAAAAACAUUGUCCAAAAACCAACUGAGUGAUGAUUUGAACGAGAAUAAAAGUCAAUUGAUGGCUGUUUAAAUGUAAUACUUGUCGGUUAUUUAGUGCUAUGAGCAAAAUCAGGUGUGGGUCUCAUUUCACCAUAAAAAGCAUGCAAAUAUUAAAAUAUGUAUAAAAAUCCUUUUUCCAUUAUUUCACAAGAGGUGUAAAUCCAUUUAAAAGUAAAACGAUUUAACACUAUAAUUGAAGGAAUUUAACCUGAAUAUGUAAAUUGUUGCACACUGAAAUUUGCAUCUUUUUUCUAUCAGGCCCCUAGGAACUUGAUGGCCUUGAGAACAAUUAUCCAUUAAAGAAAGCCAACAGUCUAAUAAAGCUAAAAAGAAUAAUUGUCACCAUGUAACAUGUGCACGAUUUCUUCAUUUUCUGGUUACAAACUACUCUAAAUACUUAGCUUUCCUACUCAAAAUAAUGAAACAUUUGAAGAUAAUUUUACUUUAAGUAGGGACAAUUGGUUUUCCACAACAGUUCCAACAUUAACCACAUAAGAUGGAGUAUACUAGUUGUGCUUGAAGGCAGUAGGAUUAAUAUAUUAGGCACAAAUGUACCUUUUUACUCGACUAAGCGUGAAGUGAUUUCUUAGCUGGAGAAACAAAGGA